AUGUCUACGAGUUCAAGAGUUCAAGCAUUUCUUCAAAGAGCUCAAGAACUUAAUACUGUCCCUGCUAAACCUCAGCAGCCUCCUCCAAGACAAGUAACAUCACCUCCUAGAAUGAAACCUUCUACUAUCUCUCCAAUAACAACUCCCAAACCACCCCGUCCUUCUGUAUCUCCAAUUCACGAAUCCAAGCUUUCAGAAUCUGACAUAAAAGUUCCUGAACUUUCUCAAACUCUUCAACCAAAGCCUCAAAAACCUUUAAUUUCAACAAUAAAGCCUCCUCCUAUAAAUAUUGCCACAUCUCCUCGAGGUUUAGCUACAGCUCGCCCUAGAUAUUCAACUCCAACUUCAACACUCCGACAAACUCCUCCAAGGAACAGACAAAGAUCAGCAUCUCCCGCUAGCAGAUCUGCCUCUCCAGUUAAUAUCCCUUAUUAUAAUGAUUAUUUUUAUUAGCCACUUUCUAUAACCUAAAAAUUAAAAAUUAGCUUAAAAAAUUUUUAAAAAUCUUGAUCCUGAAACUAUUAAUGAAGUCGAAAAACUAGUUGACUCAUUGAUUGAAUCUAGACGUAAAUUUGCUGAGCAGGCUAAAGCUCAAGAAGAAAACGAGCUAGAACUUAUAAGCCAAAUAAAAAAUUCUCUACAAAAACCUGGAGAAGCUUUAGAUCCGAUUCAGCAAGCAGAAAUGUAAUUGAGAAUUAGGGCAUAUAAAAAGAAAACAGAAAAGCUAUUGAAAGUGGUGAAAGAUGAAGCAUUAAUUAUGGAUAAGAAAUUAUUGGUCUUGCAGCAGGAAAAUGAGCAGCUAAAACAGCAACUGGCAGGUAAAGAAGAAAAUAAAUCGAAUUCGAGAUCAUCAAGCAGGGGAGAUGGAAAUUUUAGCGGAUUAAGCGAAACAGAAAUAAUGCAGAAACUAAAUGAAUUAGUUCCACCUGAUAAUGAAGGAGAUUAUACAAAUUUUAUUGAUUCAGAAAUUUUAUUGCUCUUCCAACUUUGUGAAAUAAAAAAUGAUCCAGAAACAAAUAAAAAGCUUUGUAUAGCACUUUCUAGCUCCCCAUCCCUGAUCAAUCCAAUAUAUACUGAUCAAGAAUGGGGGAAAAAAUAUUAGUUUUAUGUUAAUUUGUUUCCCUAUAAAAUAUUUUAUGCGUUAGCCACUAGAUAUAUAUUAUAUAAUAUAUUACAAAAUGCUAAAAUCACGUUAGAUGAGAGAUUAUGCAGCAUAAUCUUUAUUAAUUAGCAUUAAAAAUAGAUAGUUAGAUUCGUGGUGGAGAAUUUUUUGACUGUAUGCAUAUCGUUAGAUAAAGGAUGGGGAUUAUAAAAAUUUUCUUAAAGUAUAGAAAUUUUCAAUGGUUUAGUUCAAUCAUGGAUGGUGGUAAUAAAGAAACUUGUCCAUGAGCAACAACAAAGAUUCAAAACUGAAGAGCAAGCCCAAAAAAUGAUAGCAGAAGAUCAGAAACUAAUCUCAUCAUUAGAAGAAAAGUUGAAAAUGCUUGAAGGGAAAGGAGGAGCCGAUACAAUCGAAUUGCAUUCUUAA
Messenger RNA from Blepharisma stoltei, 1528 nucleotides. Lineage: Eukaryota; Ciliophora; Heterotrichea; Heterotrichida; Blepharismidae. The record is from the annotation of a GenBank genome assembly.